GAAGUCUAUUCUGAGCUGCCGUGGAGCUGAAAGCAUGACGCCCCCUCCCUCCCCGUAAUCCCAGCUGUUUCCGUUACGCCUCGGAGCCUCAGAGGAGAGAUGCUUCCCUGCAUUACGGGCAUGUGGUCGGUAGUCCGUUACACCGCUCGCCUAAUUUAUCACUCUCCUCUGUCCUCUCAGGACUUCAGGUAAACGCAAACCAGCCGCAGCUACUCUCCUCCCUGUCUCUCUUCUCUCCUCCAAUGCAUUGCGACUAGCGGCUCUCGAGGGAUUCACACCAAGGCACAAGAACUGACCUUUCCUUUGGUUGGCAAUGGCGAUGGGUGCGAGCAAGCUGCGAGAGCGCCGACAGCUCAGGCUGUCCGUGCUGCCGCCGCCGUCGCCACCGCCGUUCACGUACCAGGAACACCCGUUCGGCGGCCUGCCGUCCACGCCGACCGGCUCGGUCGGCCCGGUCGUCGAACGCCUCGCGGAGCUCGAGAAGGGGGGCGUCCUCGGCCACGGCGCGGGCGGCACGGUCUACAUGGCCCGGCACCGGCGCACGGGCGCGGAGCUCGCGGUCAAGGCGCUGCGCUUGCACGGCGGCGGCGGCGCCGCGCUCCGCGAGGCCUACGUGCACCUCGGCGUGGCCGCCGCGGCGCCCGACCACACGCAUGUCGUCCGCAUCCACGGCGUCUUCCCUAGGCCCUCCUGCGGUGACCAGUUCCUGUGCCUCGUUCUCGAGUACGUCCCCAACGGCUCCCUCCGCGACGUGCUCCGGCGGUGCGGCCGCCUCCCGGAGCACGCCAUCGCCAGCGUCGCGCGGUGCGUGCUCCGCGGCCUGCGCCACCUGCACCGGCUCGGCAUCGUGCAUGGCGACGUGAAGCCGUCCAACCUCCUCGUCGGACGCCACGGCGAGGUCAAGAUCGCCGACUUCGGCGCCAGCCGCCACGUCUCCAUGCGCGCGGCCGGCAUCGUGGGGACGCCCGCGUACAUGAGCCCGGAGAGGAUGGACCCCGAAGGUUUCGGCGCGGCCUCGCCGUCGGCCGCUGCCGACUUCUCCAGCGACGUGUGGGCGCUUGGAGUGGUCCUCCUAGAAUGCCACGCGGGCAGAUUCCCGCUUGUGGCGUCCGGGGAGAGGCCGGACUGGGCGGCGCUGGCGGUGGCUGUGUGCUUCGGCGGCGAGCCAGAUGUGCCCGUGGCGGCGACGCCGGAGUUCACGAGCUUCGUGCGGCGGUGCCUGGAGAAGGAAUGGCGGAAGAGGGCCACCGUCGAGGAGCUUCUUGGUCAUCCCUUCGUCUCGGGGAGUCCGCCUUGCUGCGCCACCAACGAGUGGCUCGCCAACUUCCAUGACGAACUGCCAAUCGUGCCUCGUGCGGAAAUGAUUCAACCUACCUAAUAUAAGAUCGACAGUUGGGUUGAAGAUGAAAUAAAAUGAUUCAACCCUACUCCAGUUGAGUAUUAAGAUGCAAAUCCAACCGGAGCAGGAAUGAGGGGCGGCUUAAUCACGAGGGGCAAGAGAACGUGAUCAGGAAUUCAGGAUUCGGAAACAAGAGGUGGCCGAUUUCGAUCGAUCAGCUGCAGGCAAAACCGGUCAGACCCAUCUGUGCUGCACUGGGUGCAUAGCAGGCGACGUAGUGAUUUUGUCAGUUUCUUUUGGGUGAUUUGUCAACUUGCUGGGAGAAUAAUAGGUCAGUUUCUGCCUCAGUUUGUUGUUUCUAGGUACCACUAUAGUGGAGCAAGGAGACAUGGUAAGAUUCGAU
Messenger RNA from Panicum virgatum (switchgrass), 1742 nucleotides. Its product is annotated as mitogen-activated protein kinase kinase 10-like. NCBI's taxonomy places the organism in Eukaryota, Viridiplantae, Streptophyta, Magnoliopsida, Poales, Poaceae. The transcript has a single exon. Gene Ontology annotation, biological process: protein phosphorylation. Gene Ontology annotation, molecular function: protein serine/threonine kinase activity; ATP binding. Bases 314 to 1378 code for a protein of 354 amino acids. Gene Ontology annotation, cellular component: cytoplasm. The record is from RefSeq and is a predicted model, not a curated record.